Punica granatum (pomegranate) is the source of this 1787-nucleotide messenger RNA. Lineage: Eukaryota; Viridiplantae; Streptophyta; Magnoliopsida; Myrtales; Lythraceae. The record is from RefSeq and is a predicted model, not a curated record.
GCAAAGAAAGAACAUAAAAAAGUCAAACGUCAAAUGUUCGGAGGGAGCUACGAUUUUAUCCUCUUGGAAAUUCACGCGCUUCCAGAUUUGCAUGUUUCUCAUGCUCUCUCUCUCUUUCUGUGAGGCGAUUGAGAUAAAAGAAAAGAAAAAGGGGUCUCCUUUCUCUUGUCUGCUUGGCCAUUCUCAGAGCUAUAUAUGCUUGCGAGCUUAGUGAUGGGUGGCGGGUAGGUGGAAGAAGAGAGGAAAGUUGCGAGCUUUGAUCCCCAAACAAGGAAUCGGAGGAGCUUUCACCAAAGAGCCCACCAAUUUCUUGAAAUGGAUCUCAAAGCAGAGAGCAGCAAUAAUCAGGGCUCGUUGCAGAACCAAUCUCACGGUCAGAUAUCUCAUUUGGCUAUCGAUAUUGGAGGUUCUCUGAUCAAAUUGGUAUACUUUUCGAGAAGCAGCGAUGGGUCCCGUGAUGAUGACACUAACACACCCUCGAAGGAUAGAAUCAGUAUUUCGAACGGAGAUAGCAACGUCCCUCUUUUUGAAGGAAGGCUCCGAUUUGCAAAGUUUGAAACCAGCAAGAUUGAUGAUUGCAUAGAGUUUAUUCGGUCUAAGCAACUGCACCUCAAUGGGUGCUGGCAUCACGAUUCUACAUUAAGGGAGAAGACUAUUAUCAAGGCCACAGGAGGUGGGGCUUUCAAAUUUGCUGAUCUCUUCAAAGAGAAGCUCGGUGUUUCACUUGACAAGGAAGAGGAAAUGGAAUGUCUGGUAAAUGGAGCCAAUUUCCUGCUCAAGACAGUCCAGCAAGAAGCUUUUACAUACACAGAUGGUCGGAAAGAAUUUGUGCAGAUCGAUCAUAACGAUUUGUUCCCUUAUCUCCUUGUAAAUAUUGGAUCAGGUGUUAGCAUGAUCAAGGUUGACGGAGACAGGAAGUUUGAGAGAGUUAGCGGUACUAGUGUUGGAGGUGGAACAUUUUGGGGCAUGGGAAGACUUCUAACGAAAUGCAAGAGUUUUGACGAGCUACUUGAAUUAAGUCAUCAGGGGAACAACAGAGUCGUAGAUAUGCUUGUUGGGGACAUUUAUGGAGGAUUGGACUAUUCAAAGAUUGGGCUUGCUUCAACCGCCAUUGCUUCGAGCUUUGGUAAAGCCAUUUCUGAAGACAAAGAGCUCGAAGAGUACAAGCCCGAAGAUGUCACCCGCUCACUAUUGAGAAUGAUCUCAAAUAAUAUCGGACAGAUCUCUUACUUGAAUGCACUGCGAUAUGGUCUCAAGCGGAUUUUUUUUGGAGGAUUUUUCAUCCGAGGUCACACCUACACAAUGGAUACUAUAUCUGUUGCCGUAAAUUUCUGGUCAAAAGGAGAGGCUCGAGCCAUGUUUUUAAGCCAUGAAGGUUUUCUUGGAGCAUUGGGCGCAUUCACAGGAUAUGAGAAGCACGAUCUUGAGGCAGAUCAAUCAGUUCAGAGAUGCUCUGCUAAGCCGUCCUGUAUAGACGGUAAACUUUGUGGGACACUAUCGAGUCAUUUGAAUGAAGAUGAGAACAUGGAGUGCAGAAUCUGCACUUCAUAGCAUUUGAAAUUUUUUUUUUUGUAACUUAUCUGUAACAUAGGAUACUCCCAACAUCUGUAGGAAAAAUUCGGGGCGUUAAAAUAGACAUAAACUGGGAGUCGUAAGUUAAUAUCGAGGAACAUAUCAUUUUCUGGUGAUUGUUUCUCUAAAGUCUCUGGUUUGAUUCUGCAGGCUUCCUGCAAAAUGUACCCUUCUUGUUUACGUUAUAAAAUUAGCUCCUAGUUAUAUGUUCUGAA